Messenger RNA from Laetiporus sulphureus 93-53, 989 nucleotides. RefSeq lists its product as uncharacterized. Lineage: Eukaryota; Fungi; Basidiomycota; Agaricomycetes; Polyporales; Laetiporaceae. Gene Ontology annotation, cellular component: mitochondrial large ribosomal subunit. The record is from RefSeq and is a predicted model, not a curated record. Bases 36 to 923 code for a protein of 295 amino acids. Gene Ontology annotation, molecular function: structural constituent of ribosome. The transcript is spliced from 4 exons.
GACGCACAGCGACGACGUCGACGAACGCAACUGGCAUGUGGGCUCGCAAUGCCUGGUCUUCGUGUGGAAGACAUUCAAGAGUACGCUGCGCACAUGUCCGCCCUCGCACCUUCGCGACGGUAGCCGAUGCCCCCAGCUCUUCCUCAACCUCCUCCUCCUCCCAAAAUGACCCCUCGCCAAUCAUCAACGCUGCCGUCAUCCUGAAUCGCUCGCCACUCAUCACACGCACGCCCUCCAACUUCGAGCGCGCGUACUACGCCUACCAUGCACGCAUUCGACGUGCCCUGUUCAACCCCUUCCCGGACGAGUUUUACUUCAAGAAAGGUUCCCUCCUCGAGGAUCGCUUCGCGCUGGAGGAGAAGGAGCGCGAGCGCGUGGCCUUUGGCAGCACCCACUCUGCCCAGCUGAAGGAUUCAAGUGCGGAGGCGGACCUGGAGGCGGCGCCCGCAUUCUCGGAGACGGUGAUCAAGGACUCGAAGGAGGAGAGGCCUAUGCCGAGGACACAUGAGGCGGAUAUCAAGGGCGAUGUGCAAAGCCUCGACAGGAAAGGCGAGCGCAAUAUCUACCUUCUCCUGCAGGGCCAGAAUGCUGCAGGCAAGACGGUGUGGAGGUUCCCGCAAGGGGAGCUUCUGGUAGGCGAGCUGCUACAUGAGGCUGCAUCGAGAGAGCUCCACGACGAGUGUGGUCCCAACAUGGACACCUGGGUCGUCAGCCAGAAUCCAAUAGGCGUCUACCAGCCCUCUAAUACCUCUUCACCAUCUCAAACAUAUGUGUUUUUCUACAAGGCACACAUUCUUGCAGGUCAGGCGAUCCCGAAUGGUAAAAACGUCUUGAACUUUGCCUGGCUCACAAAAGAGGAGAUCGAGCCUCGGGUGGAUCAAGACUACUGGUCCGGCAUCAGAGACAUGCUUUCCGACUUUUGAUGUACUCAUCGAUCCUCACUAUAUGGGUUGUUGCUGGAUGUUUUAAACGCAGCUGCUGGCUACUGC